Molecule: messenger RNA, 1029 nt
Organism: Ostertagia ostertagi
Lineage: Eukaryota; Metazoa; Nematoda; Chromadorea; Rhabditida; Trichostrongylidae
Source: the annotation of a GenBank genome assembly
AUGGAAGUAAAAACAUCGUUUCUGUGUUCCCAAUUUCUUCUGAUUUCCAGGUCAAAUAGAGUCAAGGCAACACUUCUCCCAUGGUGUGUCGCGUUAGCUGUUCUUCUUAUUGAGAUCUUCACGAUUGGCUCCUCAAUCGGUCAAUUCUUGGUCGGAGAAUGGUUACCAUGUGCUGUCGUUGUUACAUGCGAAUACAUUCUUCUGCUCUAUAUCGUGACUGUUGCAGUUUGGAUAAUUUACGACAUGUUUAGUGUCUCAUCCGAGAAGGGAUUCAUGCAUGCCAGUUUUGGCAUGAUAUUACCGUCGCCCUAUCCUCAUUCCAAAGUAUCUAAACCUCACUAUCCGCUGGAUACUUCCAAUCGUGCAGAUUCCUCUUGGAUUGAUGACCACCACUUCGGUAAAGUCGCAGAGGAAAGCCCAUCACUGUCUCGACCUGCGUACUCCUCCCCAAAUCACAGCAUGUACAAUAGUUCUCCACAGCAAAUGGAUUUGAGUGGGAGGAGCUUCAUGGAUUCAUCAAUGGUCGGGUUUUCUGGCAAUAUCGUCAGAUCUCGUCACAGUCCCCAUAGUAAAACUAUUGACAGCAUUCACACAAGAGAACAACUGGACUAUCUUCUGUCGAAGGACAGUUCCCUAAACAUGGACACAUCUACAUCGCGAAAUAGUUCAUUUCAAUACUUCAACGUCUUAGAUAUUGGUGCUCCUGAUGAACGGAGAAACUACCAGGUUUCAGAACAGCUGGAACCCUCCGAUUCAAAGGAGAAUAUUGUUGUAAAAAUGGGUCCAGGAAGUCGUAUCAUGUUGUCUCCCGCAAGUAGUGAGGGCGAUGGUCAGGACGAAAUGACGAGACUAAGGCAUGCUCUCCAACAUGCUAGGCAUAGUCCGAGAAAGGCCGGUUCGAUAUUACGUCGCAGUGAAUCCAUUGAACGGCGGUGGCGCAGCAUAAGCGUCUCGUCUCCUGAAAGACCCAGUCUCUCAUCGGGAUCGGGAACAAUCCCAAUUAAUCCAGAAAUUGAUGCAAAAAGGUGA